Messenger RNA from Morone saxatilis (striped sea-bass), 2882 nucleotides. It is a transcript of the gene rhag, whose product is annotated as Rh associated glycoprotein. The coding region runs from base 120 to 1430 and encodes 436 amino acids. NCBI's taxonomy places the organism in Eukaryota, Metazoa, Chordata, Actinopteri, Moronidae. Gene Ontology annotation, molecular function: ammonium channel activity. Gene Ontology annotation, biological process: ammonium homeostasis; ammonium transmembrane transport. The transcript is spliced from 10 exons. Gene Ontology annotation, cellular component: plasma membrane. The record is from RefSeq and is a predicted model, not a curated record.
CUUCCCUCCCCUCACACACCACAACCCCUAAAAAAGACAGAUAGGGAGGGAUAGGCAGACAGAGUUAGUGAGUGCGUGUGUGUGUCAGACUGUGAAAGAUAACCAGAGUUGAUCUCAGGAUGCCUGCCUACUCCACCAACAUGAGGUUUAAGUUCCCCAUCUUGGCCUUGGUUUUGGAGAUUAUCACCAUCAUCCUUUUUGGCGUGUUUGCGGACUAUGAUGACGGGAAAGGUCACGGGCACGACACACACUCGAAUGAGACUCACCAUGAAAAAUCACCCACGGAACUUUACCCCAUGUUUCAGGAUGUCCACGUCAUGAUCUUCAUCGGCUUCGGGUUCCUGAUGACCUUCCUGAAGAGAUACGGGUUCAGCAGCGUGGGCGUCAACUUACUCCUGGCUGCCUUCGGCCUGCAGUGGGGCCUCCUCAUGCAGGGCUUCUGGCACAUGGACCAUGGCAAGAUCAAAAUCGACAUCUUCAAAAUGAUUAAUGCAGACUUCAGCACAGCCACAGUGCUGAUCUCUUUCGGGGCUGUUCUGGGUAAAACCAGCCCAGUGCAGCUCCUCAUCAUGACCAUACUGGAGAUCACCAUCUUCUCCAUCAAUGAACAUUUGGUGGCCAAUGUCCUCAAAGCUAAUGAUGUUGGAGCAUCCAUGAUCAUCCACGCCUACGGAGCCUACUUUGGCCUGGCAGUGGCUCGAGUACUUUACCGACCAAGUUUAAGAAACGGACAUGAGAACGACGGAUCUGUUUAUCACUCCGAUCUGUUUGCUAUGAUUGGAACCGUCUUCUUGUGGAUGUUCUGGCCCAGUUUUAACUCGGCCAUCGCUGAACCGGGUGUCACUCAACUCACAGCUGUGAUCAACACCUACCUCUCCCUGGCUGCCUGCGUGCUCUCUGCCUAUGCCAUCUCAAGCCUCGUGGAGCACAAAGGAAAACUGGACAUGGUGCACAUCCAGAACGCCACCUUGGCUGGUGGCGUUGCUGUGGGAACAUGUGCCGACAUGAACAUUGGGCCAUUUGGGGCAAUGUUGAUUGGAUUUGUGGCUGGUAUCAUCUCUACUCUGGGCUUCAAGUUCCUGAGUCCCAUCCUGGCAGCCAACCUGGGAAUCCAGGAUACCUGCGGAGUCCACAAUCUGCACGGCAUGCCAGGCAUCCUGGGCGGGUUGGCUGGUAUUGUGGCUGUGGCUUUGGGGAAAAAAGAGGGAGGUAAUGCUGCCAUGCAAGCUGCUGCCUUGGCUUCAUCCCUCGGGUUCGCUCUGGUUGGAGGUGCUGUUACAGGUUUAAUAAUGAAGUUGCCGUUCUGGGGACAGCCUCCAGACAAGAACUGCUUCGAUGACUCUAUUUACUGGGAGGUUCCUGAAGAGGAGGACGAGCAUGAGGAGAGCUUGGCUCACGCUGAUCACUCAAAGAACAAAGCAGAGGCUUAAAUAUCUGCCCACCGUCCACUGAGCUAGUAAUGAAGACGUAAAGGAUCAUUAAUCAGCUACACCAUAUCAAUUUGUAAGUUGUACUGAUGUGAUUAAAUAUAGACGAUGAACUCUGCUCAUCAACACAAAAAAAGUGAUUAGUUAAUUAUGAAACAUGAGCAAAGAUAUCUACACGCUGUGUAAUUUUCAGUAAAGUAGACUUUAAAUGUGUAAUUAGGAAGCAUUAUACAAUACAUGUUCUAGCAAUUAGUAACAUAAAGAUUGGGUUAAUCCCAUUUACACUAAGAAAAACAAAAAACUUUUUAAGAAUUUAAAAGGACAACAGCAACCUUCAGGGAUUUUUUUUUACACUGAAAAUUGUGAUCAAUCAUUUCCAACAAUCGUGAUCCGCUGUAGAAAAACAGAGUGGGUCACACACACCAUAGCUUCACUGCUGAUACACAACCACUUCUAUAAGCUUUUUUUUUCUUUAUCUCAUUUUUAUAUUAUAAAAAGCAUUAAAAAAGCAUGUUUUAAGACAUUAGUAUAGCGUGUAUUUUUUCUCCAUACAUUCUUUUUAUAUUUCCACAUGUGUUUCUGUUGAGGCUUGAGUCAAAGAGAGGAGUUAAACCUGCUUUGACCUGCUGCUUCACGUCACCUCACUGGAGCCCAGUCCUUCUGCGAGGAGUCAGAGUCUGACUGUGUGAAACCGGCAGUGAGGCUCUGACAUGGGCAGGGAUAGUCGCAUGAUGUGUUGUAACUAAUGAACCUUCACGUUGAGCUUUAUCUUCCACUGCUUGCAAUCAUUUUCUAUCUAUGUGAGGGCAGCUGUACAAUGACUUUAAUGCAAUGAGGAUUGCGUUCGAUUGGCAGUCACUGGGCAAGCUGAAGUUCAAUUUUAUUUUAUUUUUUGUAUUUUACAUUCAUUGUAUUCUUACAUGUACAUACAGUUUUGUAGUUUUUAGAUGGUUUGACAUGGUCAGUUUUAUCAAGGACCUGAAAGGUUUUUUUAAAAAAGAGCAACUGGUAUCUUUAAAAGAAUUCAACAGGAACUUACACACAGAUAAAUAAAAAAGGUCUGACAUUUAUAUGAGGUGUAAAUGUGACGAUAAACUAACUUUUUUCUUACCAUUUUAACUGUGCCAUUAUACCUAUUAGCAGGCCUUUGUUACACCUGUUUUUUCUACAGUUGAGUUACUGUUGGAUUCUUUUUCAUUCUGAGUUUUGAACCGUCUCACCUGCAAUGAACCUCCUGUUGUAUAUCGUAGGAUUGGAGAGCAGCAUUCAACAAUAAAACAUAAGACCGCAGGGCUACAUUCAACUGACUACACACACAGUAGAGUUAAUCAAUGAUAGUUUGGUUUGUCAGAUGAUUUUUUAUGCCCGAAACACAUCAAGAUUUUGUAUUUUUAUACAGUGGGCAGUCGUAUUUGUAUAAUAUACUAAUACUGUCAUAAUAAAUAUGUUUUUGUA